UGCACAUAUUGAUAACUAAGCCUUUCAUCAGGCUUAUCUUAUCCUUGUUUCCGUUCAGCAAUCAUAUUUCGCAUUGGAAGCUGUUUUGCACAUUUGAGAAUGUACAAGUGGAGUUUGACGAUAUAUGAACAGUUGAAUUUCUUUUUGAUGCAUUUGAAAAAUUUUUAUAAAAUAUUGUUAAAAACAAAAGAAAAACCGAAGAAAGUGCCUUCUUGGACUAAGCUCUAGGUAUGGAUAGAAAAUAUAUAAAAAAUUUUGGACCCCAAGGCAUUGAACAUCCUGGAUGUAAAUUUCAAAUCAAACUCCUCAUCUUAUGCCUACUCAAAGGUUUCAAAAGCGACAAGAAAUUCAAACUAUCCACGGGAAAUAAAAACGCUCCACACUUCAAUGAUAUAAUAUUCGAAACCGUAUAUGGUGAUAUCUUGAUGACCAUCCAUUAUAAAGAUAGCACGAGAACAAAACCGUUAAACUAUCGACAACUACUUGGCCAAGUGCAUACAUUAGAUAGUAUAUAUGACGACCUUUAUUUUUUUUCUCAAAUCAACCAGUCCACGUUUCGAGUACGGAGCGUUCGGUACGUAACCAACAUACGAGUAUCCAGAAGUAAAAUAAUGAAGAUUUCGUUUCCUUCCAAGAAUGUCGAGAUGGACGAUGUAUGUGCCUUGAGGGAUGAGUAUUAUAUUCUUGGGGAGAAUUGUCAAGAAAUAUUGCGUAAAGGAAACCCUGAUACUUCCGAGGAACAUCUAUCAGAUUUUUUAUCUAAAUUUCAGCUGGUGUCCAUUUCCGAAAAAAUGGUCAACGAAGAAAUCCGAAGAAUUCUCGAAAAAAUCGAAAUCUGCGAUUCAGAGUAUUUGCCUGUAGAAGAAACAAUUUAUUAUCUGGUAGAGAAAAUCACCCGUUGGUUCUCAGAUCUAAGAAGCAGCCCAUUGGAAAACCAUCAUGCCGCUGCUUUUUUGAGUGAGUUCAGAACUUUGAAUUUUUCGAAUACUUUAAAACGUUAUAAUAUCACUUUUAAAAAAGCGGAUGAACAGCACACCAAUCGUGUACUUCAUUUGGUAAACAAAAAACAUUACGUACUGUCAUUGCUUAAAUUUUAUCAUAAAGUGUUCGAAGCACCAAAUAACUGGAUAUUUGUUGAUCCAGACGAGAGACUUUCCGUUAGAAGGGUCAUAGUAGAAGCGUUUUUGAGUCCAGAGAAUCGUUUUCUCGUUGUCCCCAUUUACGGACAAUCUUCAUACGGUGACUUGCGAAUCGACGAGCUCCUACAAGGAAUAUCUAACUACGAGUAUAAACGGAUUGCGUUUUUAUCUGACCGUGACAGUUUAUCCCAAAACGUCCCGAACAUUCGCAUUAUCGAAUCACGAGUUUCUUUUGAAGACCUAGAAGAAAAUUGCAAGAAUACAUUUCUCGAUGCGUCUGUAGAUUUUCAAGGGAAAUACUUUAGUUUGAGGGAUGUUCUUGGGCCAGAAGGGAAUGCUAAUGAAAUUAUCGACGAAGAAACGCUUUUGAAGCUUUCGACAGGCGAAAAUAUCAAAAUCGAGAAAUUAUACAGAGAAGAGGACAUCGGAAGCCUUUACAUAGAUAGAAGUUUCGUCAGAGAUGAAAAAACUUUUUCAGAAAGGGAUUUGUGUGAUUUAGUCGUGUCAGAAGACGAAAAUAAAUUUAUUUUAAUUUCCGAAGACGCCGGGAUGGGAAAAAGCACGGCGUUAACGAGAAUCACAAGAAUCUUGAACGAACAGUCAUACCCCCGUUUCUGGGUGAUCAGAUUAGAUUUCAACAGAUAUGCCAACGUAUUUCGAAAAUUGACUCAAGAUACCGCCAAACCGAUUGAAAUAGAAGACAUUCUGAGUUUCGAGCGCCCCAUUUUUCAAAACAAUUUCGACAAGAGCCUCUUCAAUGUUACGAAUAAGGUCUUACUUUUGAUAGACGGAGUGGAUGUAGUCAGAUCGUCUCACAAGAAUCGGGUAUUACAGUUUUUGAAAAAUACUGCCGACAGAACGAAUAUAGCCAGGAUCAUUAUCACCACCAGACCUCAUUUGGAGAGUUUACUAGAAGAAGAGUUGCGAGUGAGCUGUUUCAAGUUGAAGUUAUUUUCUUCCGAAGAUCAGAUCAAUUUCCUCGCCAAAUAUUGGAAAUUUAAUCUGGAGUUAUCGCAACGAGAUGCGUUGAGAGCCAAGUUUUAUGCUAGAAACUUAGUGGAGAAAUUGUAUCGCAAAAUAGGUAAGGCGUCAUUAGAUUUCGUCGGAAUUCCUCUUCAAACUAAAAUGAUCGCAGAAAUCUUCCAAGAAGGAGGUAGAUACAAAACUUCCGAAUGGAAAGGCUGCCGAGAAUUUCUGAUCUCGGAAAAUAUAUCAGCAGAGAUGAGCGAAGAUAUUAACAUCGCGCGACUGUACGAAAUUUUUGUGAAAAAAAAGGGAGAAAUUUUCAUAGACGACAAGUGCGAACCUCGAGACCACGUCGUCGUCGAAGACGUGAUUCAGAAUCUCUUCCAAGAGGCGCUCGAUGUUCACAAGAAAAUAGCACUCGAAUCUGUCCUAGACUCUGAAAAGUGUAAACUAUUCGCCGUGUACCGAAACACGAAUAUCGCUCGUUUAAAGCAGUACCUUCAGAACAUGGGCCUCGCUCAAAGGAUAGAAACCUCGUGGAUCUUCGUCCACCAAACCUUCGCCGAAUAUUUCGUUUCUUCCUGCUUGUGGGAGGAGCUCAAAACUGGAAAUGAGCUCUGGCCUUUUCUUCACUUCCUGGUGAGCAAUGUGCUGGUAUCGCCAGAAUUUUCGGUGGUGAGGUCGUUCCUCGAUAAUAUUCUGAUGGAUGUGCAUAUUCCAGAGGAGAUUCUGUCCGCUUGCGGAAGUAUCGUAAGUCAGAUUUCUUGGCACCAACACAGGAACAUCGUGCAUUUAGCCAAAGAAGGUCGACUCAAUAUUCUAAAGUUGCUACUGGAAAAAUGUAACACUCGUUCGUAUCUGCUGCAGAUCGAGAACAUACACGGCGAGAUGGCGCUCCACGAAGCGGUGGAAAACCCUCCGAUAUUGGAGUAUUUGGUGCUUAGGGGCGCGAACGUCGAUAGAGCGAACUCACGCGGUCAGACGGCGUUGCACAGAGCCAGCGAAAAAGACGGUUGCACCGACGCAGCGGAUUUUCUGAUUCGCGCAGGCGCGGAAGUCGAUAUCAAGCUCAAAGACGGCAGAACGCCAUUGCAUUGCGCCGCUCAGAAAAAUUCGUUCAAGGUAGCCGCCAUUUUGAUCGCUGGCCAGGCCGAUUUGAAUGCUACGGAGCAAACGACGAUGAAGACACCUCUGCACCUGGCCGCAGAAAAUGAUUCCUUGGAAGUAGCCCGGCUACUGAUCAAAGCUGGAGCGAAAGUCCUCGCCAGGACGGGGAACCAGCAGACUGCUUUGGAGCUCGCUCAGUUAAGCAGAAGUUCCAGGAUUAUCAAAUUACUGAAGGAUGAACUUACAUCAUGUUAACCCUAUCAACAUUUGAAAUACUCUCAUUUGAUUGAAAAUUGUCAUAUUUUUUUCAUUACCAACCAUUAUAACAUUACCUGCUAUAAUGUUGAAUCGUUGUAGUUACUCAUAGGAUAUUUCUGUACCCCGGAUGUAUAGAAACAACAUGUUGCAUUCACAAAAUUUCACAGAAGAGCAAUUAUAAAAUUUAUUACAUGCUGUAUUCCUCUAAGAAGAGGUGGACUUGGUUGUAAGUCGGCAAAUUUUGGCAUCGAACAUGGUGUAACAUACCACUUGAUAGGCAGCCAGCAAAAUUUCAACAUAGUCGAUUCAAUAAUUCAAUUUUGAAUUGAAAUGGACAUGGGGUACAGAUUCAAGAAAACAAUUUUUCAGAAAAAUUUACAAACAUGAUAUUUUGUAUUUUUCAAGAGUCACUUCGAGGCAGUUUUCAACCAAAUUGGUUGGUGAAAUACCCAAAGAGAAUAUUAUAUUUUUGUUGAUUGGAAAAAGUGCUUGUUUUUGUAUUUAUUCUUCGCCAGAGGUUCCUGGUUCACCUUUAUUAAGUCCAAUCAAUGUUUAUUAGUCCAGUAACCACAGUGAAAGUAAUGAAAAUAGUAAAAAUUAUAAAGUACAAGUUUGUUAGUAGUGAUACCACAUUUCACUUAUUAUAAUCAAGUUUUACAUUGCACAUAUUGUGGACACAUUAAAAUAUAUUAUUAACAACUCAUUCAAUUUACCCCAAAAACACUAACUUUUUGACACUUGUUUCUAUUAGUGCUACUUCAUGUUAUUUCAGUGAUAUGUUGUAAUAUUCUUUGGAAAUAAAAUUUAUUUAAUUAUUA
Molecule: messenger RNA, 4288 nt
Organism: Leptinotarsa decemlineata (Colorado potato beetle)
Lineage: Eukaryota; Metazoa; Arthropoda; Insecta; Coleoptera; Chrysomelidae
Molecular function (GO): protein binding
Source: RefSeq, a predicted model, not a curated record